AAGCUAGCAGCAGCGGCAAGUUGUGCGGCGCGGCGCUGCGUGGCGCCGUAUUGAUUGUGGCUCAGUAGCAACCCAGUGUCCUGUGUGGUCGGUUCCGUGUGCCCCGCAGCACCAUGGAAUAAACGUCAAGGUGCGAUGCGAAUCAACAUGCGGGCCAUGGCCACUCCGAUCCUGGAGGAAGUGGACAACAACUUAAAGGUGCGGACCGGCAUGGUGAAGGUGAGUGACGGCAAGACGAGGCCGACUCCCAUGCGGCUGCACCUCUCUAUGGAACUGCUCAAGCUGCAGAAGGAAGAGAUCUCUCCAGUCAACCGUAAUCACAACCAAAAACCUUCACCUACUGACUCUAGGGUGAGGAUAGUGGGUGUUACCAGGCAGAAGGUUGGAGGUCUAGGAAUCAGCAUCAAGGGAGGCUCGGAACACAAGUUACCCAUUCUCAUCUCUCGCAUCUUCAAGGACCAGGCUGCGGACCAGACGGGGGAGCUUUUCGUGGGAGAUGCAAUCAUCAAAGUGAACGGAGAGCUGAUCACAUCUUGCCAGCACGAUGAGGCCGUCAAUAUUCUGAGGAAUGCCGGAGAUAUUGUUAUGCUCACCGUCAAGCAUUACCGGGCAGCAACGCCUUUCCUUCAGAAAUCAAAUCUGGAGGAGAGACAGCUGGACAACGAGGGACUGUCGGCCGAGAGCGAGGGUGGCUGGAGGCACAGUCGCAGCGGUUCUUGUUCUUCCAUAAACUCCAAGUCCGAGACUCUCAUCAGAUGGGUCGAUAUCAUCACAGUACCACUGAUGAUGGCGUACGUGACACGGUACAUAUUCGGUACCGACAAGUUGCGACCAAACGCGUUCGAGGUCCGAGGCCUGAACGGGGCAAGUACUGGUGUCGUCCACUGCGACGAUGCCGCCAUCCUCUCCCAGUGGCUUAAAUACAUCACAGACAAUAUUAUGGGGCUCACCCAUUUACAGAUGAAACUGUACAACAGAAACUUUCCCGCGGCGGAGAGGAUCGAGUACAUGGGCUGGGUGAACGAGGGCAUCCUCAACAAUAACCAGCCCUGGCAGAGCUAUCGGCCUCGUUUCCUUACCCUCAAGGGUACCGAUGUUCUGCUCUUCGAGUCCCCUCCGCUCAACAUAGGUGACUGGCUGGAGUGCGGGCUGGUAUUCAAGGUCUACCAGUCGAUGUUGAGGGUGAUCAAGGACUCGGAGAACGUGGACGAGCGACAGCACUGUUUCCUGAUCCAGACCUCGGGCCAGGAGUCGCGGUACUUCUCGGUGGAGACUCGCCAGGAGCUCCUGCGGAUAGAGAGCGCUUGGCACUGCUCGGUCUGCGCCGCCGUCAUGAAACUGGGGAGUAAAACGUUUAACGUGACCACAGCCAGUGGAGGCACAUCUGCAGGCCUGACCCUGGACUGGAACCUAGGGUUCGCACUGUACGAUACUCAGGCGAGAACAUACUCGUGGCAAUACAAGUUCUCACAGCUGCGAGGAUCCUCAGACGACGGCAAGAGCAGACUAAAACUACAUUUCCAGGACUCAGAGACGAAGGCAAUUGAAACUAAGGAGCUCGAGUGCCCUACCCUGCAAGGCCUGCUGUUCUGUAUGCAUGCGUUCCUUACAGCUAAAGUCGCUUCGGUUGAUCCAGCGUUCCUCAGCUCCAGAACACCUUGAACUUUCUCUGGUCUUCCUCCACUUCAUACAUCUGUUCAGUUGGCAGGCUGUUUUCUUAACUGAUCAUUCUUGCUUGUCUACUGUUAUCCCUUAAAGGAAUAGACCAUUGAUUUAUAUUUGUAAAUAGCAAUGUUUUGCAAAUGUGUUGGUUUUUCAAAAUAUCUAGGUCUGAUUGAUUACUUUUGUUUUACGUUAACAUGUGUUAAAAAUAUAAAACAAUUGAGUAAAUGUCAUUCCAACUGACGUCACUGCAUUCCAUUAUAAUAGUUUGUAAAUACAUGCCGAUAUACUAAACAUGUAUAACUCGAGAAAAUAUUUAACACUAUUGUGAUAUCAGCUGAAUUUUAAAGUCUACCCGAAAUUUAUUGUAUUUCCUACAAAAAUAAACAGAUUUUCUUUUUCUAGAGGUCUUCUUGUGAGGAAAGGGAUUUAAUUUGGGAUGAGACUAAGAUUGUGUUUUGUGUUGUUUUGUCAUUCAUGUCUUAGAUUAAAUAGUGUGAUUGGUGUACCUAUUUUCAUGUAAUUGAAAAGUUUUCAUGUUUUAACAGUAAUUUAAUUAUUAAUCUGAGUGUUUUACUAAAGUUUACUUGUAUUAUUAAGUUAUAAAACGAGUUAUUGUGAAAAACCUGACAGUUUUAUGAUUAUUAAUUGUAGUUCACUAAUCCGUAUUGAUAUCAUGUUUUAAUUUAUUUAAACACACUGAGAAGUAAUUUCUUAAUUACUUCAAGGUUUUUAUUUCAAGAAGUAUUUAUGUACAUACAUGUAUGUAAAUCAUUUUUCUUUACUUCGUUGGAAAUUAAAUUGUAAUAAUAAUAUUUUUUGACAUAAUAAAUUUUAAUUUUAGUUUUUAUUCAUUAAUAACAGAUAUGUAAAUACUACAACUAUUUUUGUGCAGGAUAAAGAUUAGACAGAAAAAACCUAAAAACAAGAUUAGAAAAUUAGGAAUUUGACUUUUAUCUUGAAAAUAACUUUUAUGUAAGGUUGUUCAUACGAAACUAAAACAUUCAUAAUCGAUUAGCUCUCUUUCAUGAUAUACAAAUCAACAUACAUGGCUAUUAAUUUGACUCUCGUAGCUAAACCGAUUGUUGUUAAUCGUAACGACCUUUAUUGUACGGUAAUUAUAAUAAUUCAAUCAUGAUGAUCAUCACCACUUUUAUUGUAUAUUUCCUCAUAUGAACGAUUAAAAAAUGUUAAAUUUUAUUGCAAACAUAAUAGUUUUGUAAUAAUUUUUAGACAAAUCUGUUUUUAUAUAUUUUUUAUGUCCGAACAAAAAGUUUCUUUAAACACGCAAUUAAAUUAAAUAUUUUAAAUGUUAAAAGUUCAAGAGUAACGCCGAAGAGAAUUUUAGAAUUCUCAAGUCAUAGAAAAUAUUAAAAAUAUGCAAUAACACAGCGACUAUAAGUGAAACUUAUCACAAUUAUAAUUUUAAAAUCACUGUAAGAAAGCUUAGCAUAAUUAUCUUUAAUGUAAUCAGAAAUAUUCAAACUUCGUUUGAAUUUAUUAAAGGCAAUUCAGGAUACAUAAUUAAUAUUAGUGUCAGGGAAAUGUCUCUGACAUUUUAUGAUAUGGUUAACAUCAACAUUUUUAGUAGUAACUCUUGUCUGUUUAACUUUUAUUUUUUUAUUAAAUAAAGCCUAGAUAAAUUGACAUUUUAUGGCCACGGUAAAGUAUAAAGUAUAUUUGAAAUUAUAUACAAGAAAUUAAGUAUAUUUGCACUUACUCAUUUAAAACUUUAAUUACGCUGUUAGUAGUGAGAUAUAAAAAUAAAACAUUAUAUUUUCAUAAUAGAUUAUUUAAAAAUUUUUCAUUGACACGUUGACCCACGAAAACCCUAAAAUUAUAGACCUUUACAUCUGCCAGCUUUGUAAUGAUGUCUUACUGUCCCACUAUAAGAAACGAUGAGCACAGUUUAAUUGUUUUGUUUUUUAUUUAAAUAUAUAUUAUGAUCUACAGCAUGGGGAUAGUUUUAUUUAUAUACAUAUUUAAUCGACAGUGAUAUAAUUAUACAAUUGGAUCUACACUAUCAUACCAGAUUGCCAUAAAACCUGACCUCAUAUCGUAUGAACAUUUGUAUGAAGUGGACGAGGGUUACUCGAUAAAUUGUUAGAGAACAUGAUUUGUUUUCUUUUUUUUUAUUUGCCUAGUUAUUUACUACUGCACACUUUGAGGAACACAUUUUUACAAGUAUGCAAACUUUAUUUAAUAUUAUUUACCUAUUAAUUACCUGAAAGCAUGGCUAUUAGGUAAUUUUUGCAUGAAAGUGGAAAACGACAUUUUGGUCUUGAAAACGAUGCUUGAAGUUGCUAUAAGCAUGAAGAUAGUAUUUGAAAACCAUGGCAAAUAAAUAUUUAAUACAUGAUAUAAUCAUUGUCAUGAACAACAUAUUUCUUACUACUUUAAAUAAUAAAAGAUUUACAAAUGAUCGUUGGUACAACUAUAAAAUGAGAUAACUUACAUUGAUUAAACAUAUAAACCUUUUCAUAUUUACAGGAGAAAUAAUAUAUUAUGUUACUGUUUUUUUCAGAUCUACAGCAACAAUAUUAUAAGUUCAAAAAAUCUUUAGUUAUCAGUACAAUGGGU
Molecule: messenger RNA, 4242 nt
Organism: Homalodisca vitripennis (glassy-winged sharpshooter)
Lineage: Eukaryota; Metazoa; Arthropoda; Insecta; Hemiptera; Cicadellidae
Gene: Syn2
Product: gamma-1-syntrophin
Exons: 11
Coding region: 136-1662 (508 amino acids)
Cellular component (GO): dystrophin-associated glycoprotein complex; intracellular anatomical structure
Molecular function (GO): protein binding; structural molecule activity
Source: RefSeq, a predicted model, not a curated record